Molecule: messenger RNA, 7702 nt
Organism: Pocillopora meandrina
Lineage: Eukaryota; Metazoa; Cnidaria; Anthozoa; Scleractinia; Pocilloporidae
Source: the annotation of a GenBank genome assembly
GUCUUCCUUGUAUCAAUUACACAAGUUAAGGAAGGAGAGCCCGUUUACCAAACGCGAGGGACACAUCUUUUAAAACAAAGAGUAAGCGAGAAAUAAUUCUUUCCUUUUUAGCUGCUGUUCAAACAUGGUCAGAAUUACUGCUAAACUGCUUCCCUUAGUGUUUGACUAUAUUUAAACUUUUCAUUCAUACAUCUCUAAGCCUAAUUUUUAAGUAACCGCAAGAACUCCAUUCGUGGCUGUGAAUUAGAUGAAAACGCUACAAAAGAAAAAAAUAAUGAAAUAUUUAGCUACCAGAAUACUUUCUUGAACAAAAUAAUGCAACUUUAAACUGCAUCGGUUUAAAUUUUGCCAUUUAUUGCAACAUAUCAAGAGCUAACUCGAAAAUCGAAAAAAAAGUGAAAAAUUUAAGUUGAAUUCCGCCUCCAUAUGGUAUUAAUAAAUUAUUUCGCGGGUUUGGAUUGUACCCCUUAACUCACCGAUUUAUUCCUGUUACGAAUAAUACUGGUUAGAAUCAAGGGCCCUAUCUCAGCUAAAGAAGCUUUCAUUAUUUAUUUACAGGGUAAAAAGAAUUUCCCGACACAUGCGUUUCUUUUUUUUUAAUAUUUCUUUUAAUGAAACUUAUUUUGCAUAACCAUGAUGAGCAAGGAGAGAAAGAAAUCGCUCGGACCUACGUUUUCUAUCUAUCGUGACUGAGGAACUUGGAAAGGCUAAAUUGUCUAGCAAAUCUAAGGCAUAACCUUCAUGAAAUUGGAAUCGAUAUACAGGAAAGAAGCUUAUCUCUGCUUUAUUCAAAUCUUGUCUAAUUUUCUAGAUAUUCGUCUAAUUUUCUAUAUUUUUUAUAUAAGAAAUUGCUACAGAAGGUAAGGAAACAAAAGAGUUGCGAUAAAUAUUGUGAAAUUAAUAAUAAUAAAAAUAGUGAUAAUGAUAAUAAUGAUAAUCUAAUGUGUCUUUAUUCAUUCGAUUACAAAAAAAACAUAUGAAAAGUUUCAAGACGAUAAAAUUAAUUAAAACAUUUGAAAAUAAACGCUUAUGGAUUGGAAAUUGUUAAUUUCUUGUCAAUUUUCAAUUUACUGUGCAUACCUUAAAUCGAUCGAUGAAAAAAAGGCUGUUUUUAAAACGUUCGGUACAUAUACAUUUCCGGAAUUUUCCACACUUAACAAGCUGUCUAUGACUAAUUAUAGCAUAUGAGUAAUAACUUUAUAAGACGGGAGAGAUUUUAUUUGGAAAGAUAGCCAGAAGUUAUUGUGCGACAACAAUUAAAGCAUUUUUGGCGACUGACUUCGAAAUCUGAAGGAUGUUAUCUUGUCCUCGAAGAGUUACUGGCUAUAAUUACUCAUAAUUUUAAAGGAAUUUUCAGUUGUUAUUCACACGCACUCAGAAAAGUAGUUCAGAUUAUUCAAACUUGAAGAAAAAGAGCUAUAACUUGAUAUGGAGGUCCAAAGGAAGGUCAUGUAAACAGUAGAAAGAAAAACCGUGGGAAAGUUUAUUUUGAUAACAAGGUUGUUGAGUGUAGAAGUCAAACAACUCAAUUUGAUCCUCGGUCUUUAAGCGUAGCUUAUAUUGUUAUGUGUUGUACAUUCAUCUUCGUUAUGGCUUCGGCGGUCAAAAUGUGUUAUAUCGGUCAAAAGACCGUUCAAAACUUCUCCUGAGUUAAAAAGGAUGUGAUGACUUUCUUUCGUGCAACUUUGCAUUCCCCGCCAACUAAAUCAUUUGAUAGGCUUUUUCUCUCACAUUCACUCACGCUUCUUGAUUGCUGGUGUUGUGUUUAUUCGAAAACACUCGAUUAUUAUUGUUAAAAGGAACGGGGGAACCCAAAGUAAACGAAAGACCAAUCGAUAUGACGUUUUGUAAGUUGAAGGAAAGUUACGACAAGGAUCCAUUUACCCCAAGCUACAAAUUCGACGAUCUUGACAAGCUCAUAAAAUUGCUAAGUUGCUGAAAAUUUCCAACGCACAGAACGCUAUUUGCCUCAUAGCACUUGAAUACUUUAAAACUUUAAUUAAAAUUGUAAUACUGUGCACUCAUUUCAUUUGACAGGUCUGUCACAAAGAUACGCGGUUGAGUCUUCGACGAAAGGAAAAUAUUUCGCAGUGCGUUUGAACGAAUUAAGAAGUUCAAACUUCGAAGUUUGAAUGUCAACAAAGCCAAAAUGGAGCUCGAAAUUUCAGGAGUUAGAAGGCGAUCAACACGACGCCGAGAAGUCUUCAUUGUCGUUCUUUUGGUUGUUCUUUUCUCAGUUGCGGCAUUUCUUAUUGGGUAUUUCGCAAUGAAGGCUGAGGAAAAUACUGUAAUAUGCCGUCCAGGCGAUGGAAGAGAUGGAAAUGGUAAGAAACCGAAGGAAAAGUACCAUGACAUGUUUCAAGAGGAAGUAAAGGCCAAAAAUAUCGAAGAAAAUCUCAGGUGAGAGCUUUCCUUAAUUCUCUUUACCUAUGCUAAAGAUUUAAGAAACAAAAGGGAUCUACUCGCAUUGUUUAUCGCCUUGAUGAUGAUAUCAUGGAGGGCUCCACAAACUUGUUUGACAAAAUACAUAUCUGGGUGAUAGGAAACAUAAAGCGAUUAAAAAAUAAAUGUUUAAGCAUAACUUCACACCAAUUUUUAUGAUUCACCUAAACACUGCAACAGCUGUCUUUAAAGGCAAUCGUAAGUAUAGUGAUUUUUUUUUCAUGUUUUGUUUAAUAAUCCUCUUGAGGGUACCAACUGAAAUAUCUAUUCGAUUACAAGCCGACAUGAUUUUUGUCUUCCAAAUAAUGUUAUUUUGGGGAACUAAGGUCAAACACCACCCUUAAACCAUGUAUUUCGCAACUAGAAAAGGGAAUACAGAGCCAUUGAAUAACGUGUUUUCUUUUCAAAUAAUAAAUAUUAUUCUUUUGAUUUAGUUUGAUAAAACAUAAACUAAAUGCUUCGCAAGCUAUGUUAACGAGUCUGACUUAGAUAUUGAAAGGUAAAUCGAGUUAUUUUCGUUCACAACGAAUUGAUGCCAACCAAAACUAAAAGUUGUAAAGGAUAAGGAACUUAAAACUUGAAUUGUCUUCAACGGACAAUUUUCAGUGUUAGUCAAGAUCAAUUCCGUGCAGUAUUUUUGACGGUAAGCGGAUCUGUGAACGAGUUACGACUUUUCGUAGCUUACCCCUUAGGUGCGCAUUCUCUGUUUCAAUGCAAAUACAGACUACAUUCGCGCUGUGCCGGUUAAAUUUGAAAACGGCGUUUUUAAUUUUAUCUGCAUCAAAAGAUCUGCGUCCAUACAGGAAAAGAUGAAAAUAUUUGCUUUCACAUUACAACGACGAGCCACGUGAUAAACGAUUGAAUGCACCUUUGAGCAUGCGUGCUCUCCUCGCCGGUUGUGAGCGUCGUUUUGUAAAUUGUUGUAAAAUCUGUUAGUUGUACGGUUGCAGCAGAAAAUUCUUAAAUAAUCUUAAUAAAAUGUUGCAAAAAGAUCGAAAGUAGAACACUGUUGAUAAGAUGAACUAUCCUAUUCACGUGAUGGAGCGGAAUUUUUAAAACAGACGAAAAUAGAGCUAAAACAGACGAAAAUAAAGCUUCAGCAAUUACGUUGUCAUUUGAGGAGGCCUCGGGCUAAAAGAUCGGUCAAGUGCGUGACGUCAGUGUUUUCGUUUUCGUUUACAAAGAUUUCUCGAGAAGAUUUCAAAUUUAUCCAUUCUAGCCGGUGUUUUCAAAACGCUUCGUUUUCGGCGACAGAUUCCCCCGGUGUUUUGUGGAUGGAAGGCCUAACCCAGUUAACCUUUUCACUCCCAUAACCUGAUUGUUGAUUCUCCCCUCUAGCUGCUACACAUUUCCUUGUGAAGCAGCUGGGAGAAUUUGGUGUUAGAUCAAGAUGACAACUUUAACCUAAUAAGUUUGAGUAUUCUCAUUUCCUUCUUGCUGGAUAAUGUGUAGAUAUUAUAAUCAACCCUUUAACUUCCACAAGUGAUUAACAAGUAUCUUUUCCGCAUAAUGUCUAAACAAAAUCCAGCAAACAGGUCACGAGAAUGUUCAUACUUAUCAGAUCAAAGUUAUUACCUCGAUCUGACACCAAAUUCUCGUUAACUUAGUUACAAGGAAAUGUGCAGCAGCUAGAAGGGAGAAUUAAUAAUCAGAUAUUGGGGGUAAAAGGGUUAAUAGCACGUUCAGCACUGUUAUCGUUCAUUUGAUCCACCGCAAUACAGGUUCAUCACGUCAGAGCCCCAUAUGGCUGGAUCGCAGCGUCAACGAGACCUUGCAGAACACAUAGCGGAUAAAUGGAGGAUAUAUGAGUUCGACGAAGUGGAAAUGCCGGAGUACGAAGUGCCACUCUCUCUCCCUCAAGAAGACAAUCCAAACAAAGUAGAGGUUGUCGUCAACGGAACUAAAAAGCUGACAAUUCUGGGAAAAUUAAAGGCAAGCGACUAUUCCAAUUGGUGCAUUAUCGUAAUAAAAUACUCUGAUGGGAUAUCAUCCUCUCUCGGUAUGAUGCAUUGGCAUUCAGAGCCUUUUUUUUUCCGUGAAUGGUUAAAAGAGCAAAGCAAUAAAGGAAAGAAAAUUCAACUAUAGCAAACAAAAUCAGGACGGAAUGUCAAACACGGCCACAUCUAAGCACUUAGGAAGAAAUAAACACCUUCCUCGUACAUAGUGAUUUAUAAUGUUAGGAUAAUGCUUAUAGAAAACGCACCUAAAACUUAUUAUUCCAUGGACGUUAAGGCUUGCGUUUCCAAGAAAUGAUUUAUUGAACGCAAUGAAACAAAUAAUUAGUUUUUGUCCAUAUCGUGACAUAUUAUAUUUUUGAAUUUUAUAUUUAUUCUUUUCUUUCCGUUGUACCAUUUUGCAGGCAAAACCUGAGCCUAAAGCCAAGAAAGCAUUUGACUAUUUUCCGUAUUUUGCAUACUCACCAAACGGAACUGUAGAGGGUGAACUCGUUUUUAUAAAGGCAGGAUCCGAGGAUGACAUCAAUCUUCUCUUAAAUCGCACUAAUGUGUCUCUAACAAACAAAAUUGUCAUUUUAAGAGGGAUCCACGCACGGGUAAGUACACGCAAACUUUAUUUCAAGCAAGCAGUCAUGGUGCACGAUCCAAUGUAGUUAAACGAUAAAUCAAAUUAAAAAAAUAUAUAUAUUCCAAAAAGGAAAUUAUUUCCUUUUCUUCCCCUUCUGGAACAAAUAAUUAUGACCCGUCAAGCUCAUCUCCUGAUGAGACCUAUAACUAAUAAAAGUACUUCAAGCUUUGUUUAAAAAAUUUAUUAAAACGAAACAAGCAAAGUUUUUGCGCGCUGGAUCAAAUUGAAUCAAAAGGUAAUAUCGAGUCACUGCCAUUUUGUACUUCUUUUCGUGAUUGGAGAACCUGUAUGGUUUCACGCGGAUUUCGGGUUAAAGGUGUUACAUAACAUAUGAACAUUGAUUAGCUAUGUAGUUUGAGACGCAGUCAGCUGAAACAGCCCCCCUCCUCCCCCUCCCUGUCUAAAAUCAAUAAAAUCCAAAGGGUGAAGGGACAGAGAGGGAGACCAUUUAAAGAGCUGGAGGGAAAUAGAACACAUAAUCCGGCCUGAAGGGCGAGGCAGAUAGAACGCCCAAAGAAGGACGAAUGUUCUGAAAAGGAGCGUCACCUUUUAUCAUUAAUCCAUAAUAGGAUAAUUUAAGCUAAAUGGUGGAUGAUGAACGAUGCCGCUGUUGUUGUUCAUUUAAAUAUAUCGUCCAUUUUAUGCGUUACACUCACUUUUGUUGAUAAAUAUAGGUACUUCGUAGGCUGCGAAAUCAAUGUUAAGUUAACAUGGACUGAUUGUUCUGAAAAUUCUUCCCUUCCAUUACAGACUGACUUGGCAGUCAGCCUCGGCGCUAUUGGAGCACUGGUAUUUCCAGAUGUGCACUCAUCCAGACCAAAUGAUACCUAUCCGUACACGUCAAAAAUCUCUGGCGAUGCUGUGUUUGAGAAACCAGAGGCCGCAAACUUUGGUGACCCACUGACUCGCGGAAUACCCUCUAUUGAAGGAAUGUACCGAGGACCCAAAAAUUUAACGGCCUUCGCAGCAAUACCAACUCAACCAAUCUCUUACAAUGAUGCACUAAAGUUGCUUAGUCACCUUCAAAGUAAGAGAAGAAUUUGACUUCGAACGCGAAAAAAUAGUAAAAGAGAAAACUUAUCAUCCUCAAUUUUUUUAACUUUCCAACUGCAUCACACGUACCACUGAAUUUCUGUUUUCCAAAAACAUUUAGGAGAAACUUUUUCUCUAAUCAUGUAUCACUGCUAUUUUUUAUGUCGUUUAAUUCUUGCUUUUGUUUGGAGAAAUGGAAUCGAGCCCAAAACAUUCCUUUUCGUAUUUGCAGGCAACUUGGUUCCAGAAGAAUGGCGAAAAGAACUUAACGUCCCUUUUAGGAAUGCCACAAGUCUCAACAGCUCUGACACCAUUGUGCGACUUUCUGUCAAUAACGUGGUAAAAAUAAAAUCCAUCUAUAAUGUGAUAGGAACAGUUUAUGGUCGUGAGGAACCAGACAGAUACGUAUUAAUCGGCAGUCAUCGAGAUGCUUGGUUUUUGGGAGCCGCUGACCCUUCAAGUGGCACCGCAGCUCUAUUGGAAAUAUCGCGCGCUGUCAGCGAGAUGCUUCGAGAAGGAUGGAGACCUCGACGAACCUUGAAGUUCUGUAGUUGGGGGGCGGAGGAGUUUGGCCUGAUUGGCUCAAUAGAAUGGGUAGAACAAAAUCAGAAGAUUCUAUCCGAUAGAGCCGUUGUUUAUUUGAACACAGACGUGGCCGUUGGUGGCAAUUACGUAUUGGCAACCCAAAAUUGCCCCCUUCUCUCGACAGCCAUAUUUGAUUGGGCCAAGAAAGUCAAAGAUCCCAACGCACAUGGGAAUAAAACAAGCCUGUAUGACAUAAUGGUGGAAAGAAUGCCUUCACCCAACAAUCCCAGCGAGCCCUAUGUUGUACCUUACUUUUUUCUCAGUGAUUACUUCCCUUUUUAUAUGUAUCUGGGGAUACCUUCCGCCGAUUUCAGCUAUUUCUAUGGGCCUGGAAUGGAACUGUACCCUGUCUAUCACACGCAAGAAGACAACUUUUACUGGAUGAAAACAUUCAUCGAUCCUAAAUUUGAGUUUCACGAGGCUGUUACAAAAUUUGAAGGAGGCUUGCUGAUAGAACUGUCAGACAUCUCUAUUUUACCAUUCGAUGUCAAGCGUUACGCAAAUGCCCUACUAGCUGGUUAUAAAGCGCUUCUCACAAAAAUGAAUAACGAAACACUUCCGACUGGGUACAUUAAAAAAGCAGUUGACGACUUCAUGAAAGCCAGCCAAGCUUUCGAACGAUCAAAGUCAAAACUGAACUCGGAUACUGCUGACCCAUUGCAAGUGCGCAUGGUCAAUGAUCAGAUGGUACAAAUCGAGAAGGCAUUUAUCAGUUCUUCAAUGCUCUCAGAUAUUUUUCUUUCCAGACAUUUGUUUUUGAGCACAAACUCACCCUUCCCUGGGGUUUUGAAGGCAUUAAAGAAAGGAAGCAUAAAUGAAGUAAAAAUGCAGAUGACACUGGUAGUAGAGGCGAUAUCUUCUGCGGCAAAAAUAUUACAGCCACUGCCGUCUGCCUAAGAAAGCAGAGACAGAGCAUCGUAAUGCGAAAAUUUUAUGGUUACACGACAAGUUAUCGAUGCUGUUUAAGUUAGACCCUAGCUUUUUUUUUUCUCAAUGGGCUUCAUCUUAGUUAUCAUAUUUUUUUUUUAAAGUGGAGGAAUUUUUAAUAUUUUGCUUCGUC